CAACAAGGCAUUGUCCUUGUUGCUCACUGGAUGUUUUUUUUUUCUUUACACUAUCCUGAGUAAACUCUUGAGACUGCUGUGUGUAAAAAUUCCAGGAGAUCGGCAGUUUCUGAUCUUGAACUAACGUCAGUGCCAUGGUUCAAGUCACUCAGAUCACAUAUUUUCCCCAUUCUGAUGUUUGAUGUGAACAUAAACCGAAGUUCUUGACUUGUAUUUGCAUGAUUUUAUGCACUGCGCUGCUGCAACAUGAUUGGACGAUUGAGCACUGGGGAGUGCAAGAAAAAAAAAAAAAACGGAUAUGUGGAGAAAAAUAUGCCGUAUCUGAUGUAGUGUUUAUUCCAAACGCGACACAAGGGGAAUUGAACCAAAAAGUGAAAUUCAAAUGAAGUUCUAGGAGUAAAAUUGGUUCUGGCAGCUGUAUUGGUGUUUGUAUGCAGUUGGACAGUGAUGAAUUAUUGCUGCUCUAACUUUGUAUUUGAAAGGAAAUUAUGAUUGCGUGUAGGUCCACUAUCUAUGCUUUAAUUUUUGUAAACUAUGUAAAAAAAUCACCACCUGUUGUGAUGCACAGUCCUGCGGUAUAUUAUAUAAGUGCAGGGUUUUGGAAGGAAUAAGAAGUGGAGAAGGAAAUAUGGAAAGAGAGAGAGAGAAGAGAAGUUAAACAGAAAAAAAAUUGUGUGAAGGGGAAAAAAAACAUACAGCUAAAGUGUUGUAGGCAGCACUUCUGAAGAGAGAGAGAGAGAGAGAGAGAGAGAGAGAGAGUGUAUGUGUGUGUGUGUGUGUGUGUGUGGGAAGCCUGAAGAGCUUCAGCAGGUGGUCUGGGAGAUUGGAGCUGUGUACUGAGGGAGUCACAGCUACUCUGAGAGCUUGUAUCUGUACACAUGGGUGGAUAGAUUCUUCUGACAAACAAAAUCUCCUCCUAAUAGUUAGGGCUGAAGAUUGUUAGCUUGUUAGUUUGCUAGGCGUUUUCAUUUUUCAGGUUACUACCCCACCAUUCAUGGGGGAAUGAUUUAAAGGAUUGUGUCUGAUUAUUGAGCUUGUUGUAAUCCUCACUGAUUCCUGCUGUUCCUGACAUUCAUUUAGCCUUGUUACAUACAACACUCAGAUUUCAUUUUUCUUGCUUCGUUUGUCCUUUUCUUUCAUCUCCUUUCGUCUCUUUUCGAUCCAAACACAUGGAAACUAAAUAAAUUAUCCUCAAGGUCCAGAAAAAGCGACCAUGGCUAAUUGGCUACCAUGGCAACAGACGAGCCUUCCCUUGCUGCUUGUUUUUGUCGUUUGUUGCACUUGUGUAAACGGCACACGCUCCUCCUCCGUACGUUUCAUUCAGUACACACACACACACACACACACACACACACACCUCACAGCCUCUGAAAGUGAAAAGUGCUUGGGGGAUUUCUCUGACUGAUGCACGCCUGGAUUCAUCAUGCAAACCUUCUUUGGGCUGCUCCGUCACAUGACACUGUAAUUACACUAAUGUAAGCAUUGAUGCUUUUAUUAGCUUUAUAAUAACAGGCUGGUGCUGGGCUUGCUGAUGGAGAAGAAGCUCACACUAAGGUUCUUUCACUGUUCUGGAAGUGUACGCUAGAGCUAGGGCACCACUGUAGGGUUUCUGGAAACUCAUUACACGUCUGUCUUACAUUGUGUAUACCACUGGUCACCAGCCCUCUUACUUGAGAUCUACCUUCCUGUAGGUUUCAUCUCCAACCAAAAUCAAACACACCUGUUUUAGUUGAUCAAGAACAUCUUACGGCUUUUAUUGAUUAGAUGGUCAGGUGGGAACAAUUACAGUUGUAGUCUUCAGGAAGGUAGAUCUCCAGGAACAGGCUUGGUGACCACUGGUGUAUAUUAUAUAUAUAAAGGGAUGAUGGUUCUGUUCACACCAUACAUACACCAUGCAUAUUACAAACGUAGAUAGCUGAUAAUGUCAUUCGGUACGGCUGCUUGGAUGCCACAUGAUCUCACUCACUGUGCUUUAAAACAAAUUGUUUUGAAACAUCCUUGAGCUGUAAGCUGUAUUUGCAAUUGCAUGUACGGAAAACCUGAUUCACACCAUUUCAAUCAGCGAAGUCUCCGCCCAAGAUUUGUUUCUUUCUGAUGUGGUGUUUGAAUCAGCGUAUCUUUCAGCAGUGAUGGAGAUUCAAUCCUCUCUUGUUUUUGUUCUCAUGAGUAAGCUGAGUUAGUUUGAGUUUGAGCUGAGUUUAUUGAGUCUCGUUCAGGGUUAUUCAGUCUGAGCUGGAGGUUUCACAGAAUACAAUAAAAGUCUGUGUUGGGCAUGGGUUCAAAAAUAAUUUUUUGAAACGCAUAAUAAAACAACACAAAAUAGCUAUGAUUGUUAGCUAUUUAUAUAUAUAUAUUAACAUUGCUCAAGCUGUUUGUUUGUUUGUUGCCUUAGAGAGCUAUCUCUGUUUCAAUUGGCCGUUUUCAUUUUUCCAGCCUGGAUAUUAGCUCCGCCCCAGCCGAACAGAACUUCUUAGCCCUGCCCCUUUUCUCUAAAAAAAACAACCCAAAAGCAUAGGUCUGAGGAGCGGGGGUUAUGGGAGAGAAUGAUAAGGCUUAUGAAUACUUUCAACGUAAUUGCAAUUCACCUCGCAGGCAGCAGAGGGAUCCACAAUUUACAAACCGCUCUUUUAAAGAGAAAGACCUUUGGAGAGCACUUAACUCUGGGGAGUGUUCGUUGCUGGAGUGGAGGCUUCAUUAGUGCACACUCUGUCAGGGAUACUUGUCUCUAUUCUGUAUCUAUAGUAUAAACAGGUGCUAGAGCAUGGAACAUGUGUUAAUUAUGAGUGCGUCGCUAAUGAGGUUUGCUGACUUAUGGUUUCUUCCAUGCUAUGGGAAACAGCACUGUGUUGUGUUGUAUUUUGUAUUUCCUUGUCACUGGAGUGGUACCCAUUCAGUGGCACACCUUUUACACCUUUAGUGUGUAUCUUUUACAUGCAAAGGUCAAGUAAUCAUUCUAAAAGCUACAAGGGACAAGAGUGGUCCUUAAGGCCAAAUUAUGUACCGUAAAUCACUUUAAAAGGUACAAUACAUUCACAUUACCAUGUAAAAGAUAGGCUACUUGUUAAAUAUACCAAAGAUGUACCCUUUGGGAAUCAGACCAACGGCAAGAAAAGAGUAGAGUUCAAGUUCAAGUUCUUUUGUUCUUCAAGUUCUCAACUUCUUUUUUCUGAGAGAAAACCUUUGCCAGGCCGUAAGACCGCCAGCAUAAAGACCAGCUGUGUGUGGCCAUGUACACCGAGAAGUAUGUUGGCAUCAGGCUGUACCAAUGAAAAGCCUGUUUAGAAUUUUUCUUUCCUUACCACCAUCCGUUAAUCAGUUUACACUUUCAUUUCAACGGGUAGUCUAUAACUAUUUUGCCAUGUUCCAUAGCUGUGGGAGAUCUUGUUGCUACUGUAAUUAGACAUGCGUCAGGGCUCUUAGUGCCGCUAAUGACUUUAUUAUCAAGACAUUUGUCUCCUACUGAUGUUUCUUGCAGUGAAUCUAGAUUCAUUCUUUCACUUCAACUAGGCACCCCAACUUGGUGUGAUACACACAUUGGCCCUUACUGUAGCUACAGUGUAACAUGUUGGUAGUUUGUCGGUAUACAUUUACUGUUUGUAGCCCUCUACCUUGACCAUCCGUGUAAGGGGACCACCAUAGGACUGUAGCUGGGUGAUGUGUCCAGAAAAAUGUACAGAAGAUCUCAGAUGCUAGUGCAGGGUGGUGUUGGGGUCCCUUUCCAUUAAUGGACUGAGUAGAGAGGGAGAUGACAGAUUGAUGGACUAUAGUCAGUAAUUGUACGUACACAUAUUUCAGGUUUACCUGACAAAGUGGCCACUGAGUGAAUUAAUUCAUAAGGAACCGAGUAACCGUUCAACCACAUGUAAGUUUGGCUUAAAAUGUAAUUGAGUGACUGCUGCAGAGGUAGAGAUGAACAUUUUGGUGACUUAUAUUCUCUGACUUUGCCACACCUUGACUGAGAUAGUGGAACAUUUUCUCCUAGCAGUGUCUGUUUUUGCUUGAAUAUCUCCUAUGAUCACUGUCUUUUAUUAAUCAUCCCUGUCUCUCUCACCAAUGUCCUUUACUUUCUCAGCCUUACGUUGUCUAUCAGUGAUUCCUCCUCCCUCUCUCCUCCUUCCUGCUUCUUGUGAGUGGAGUCUGGGCUUGUUGCCAGCUGGCGUGUUUUUUUUUUUUCAUGUUGGUUUUUUUUUUUUGAAUGAAUACCUGAUGGAGUCGGUGGAGGGCAGUGAGGCGAGGCAUGGGAGGAGCUGAUUGAGUGAGUGAGUUAGAGAGUGUGAGUAUGUGUGUGUAUGAGAGAGAGAGAGAGAGAGAGAGAGAGAGAGAGAGAGAGAGAGAGGGGAGUUAGGCCCUUGCAUAACACACACUGAUGUGCUACAUGCAGGCGGGCCGGCUCAGGGCUGCCUGUGUGACACUCAGGGCCUGGAUGGCUGAGCGUAGCCCUGCUGUAGAACUGAACACACAGACGGAGAGGAGAGCGAGGGAACAAGUAGGCAGCCUAGGGCAGAAGAGUUACUGAAAGAAUUAUUUGCCUCUAUGGACACUUUGAGAAAGGUGGAACAGGAAAUCUAAGGUUUCUGCUGCAGUCUUGGAGGCUUACUUUCAGAGAGAAAUGAUUCCGCAUGAAUUGUGGCAAGUGCUCUCUCACAGCAGGCAUGUGUUCUGUUGCUUUCAGUUGAGAUCAGUGUCCAUCCAGCCUUAAGCACAGAAAAAAGCUCCCAUCACCCCCCGUCUUCUCUCCACCCCCUCUACCCCCACAGCACCAGCCAAUCAGCAGGUGGCACAAUCAGAGAAUAAAAGAAAGGUGCAGAGGGAAAGAUUGUUAAAGAAAGAUAUAACAGGUAGAAACCACCUUAAAAAGAGGUACAGCAGAUACAUUCAUCAUGAAGUCCAACCAAGAACGAAGCAAUGAGUCUUUGCCCCCAAAGAAACGUGAAAUUCCAGCAAGUACCCUUCCCUCAGAGGAUAGGCCCAUGGUGAUGGCGCCUGCCAGUGAGAGCCAGCGUGGAGGGAACCUUGCUUGGCUUGCCAGCAUGGCCAGUGGGCAUGAGAGCAACAAGCAGCACACCAGCAGCUCAGCAGAAGCCGAAGGCCCUCAGUCCAAACCAACAAUGUCCACUGUCGAGUCCAGUCGUGCUCCAACUGCAACAUCUACCAUACCUGCUGUGUAUACUUCACCACUUUCUCAACAGACGGGCACCAUCCAGUACUCACCCAUGCACCCCAACCUGCACUUUAUCAGCCCCUCAUAUGCAGCGCCCUAUGCUAGCUACAUUUCUCCUCUUGUGUCCCCUGCAGCCACCACCACGUCCUCCCAUCGACACACUGAAGCCUACUCUGGCACUACCAAUUCUCCAGCAUCCAAAUCCGAUCCAUUAAUUCCCACUUCAGACAGCAUACCUCAACCCCAUUCCACCCAGUAUGUCCAAAUUUCCAGCUCCCAACUCAGUGUAGUGCCUUGUACUGCAUCUUCACCGCAAAGCCAUCUUCCCCUACACCUACAACAGACACUCGCCCUUAGUGGGCCCUCUCAGCUCCUGCUUCAGUACUCAGAUGGACCCAUGUCCAAAAAGGAAGACGGCAGACCUAGAGAGAUGCUAAACGGUGAGUCGGAAAGGGGCCGUCGCUUCAACCAUCCCUCAGAAUCAAAGGUCAGCAGCAUAGCCAAAGGGUCUUUAUCCACCCAGCAUCACCACAUCCACCAGCGAGACCACUACGAUACCCGGCACAUGCCGCUUCCACCGGUGUAUGCACAGGAAAACACCAGUUUGAGGAACUCGUUAGUUCUAGUUCCCAACAGUCACAACUCCAGCAGUGCUGAUCCAGGGGGAAAUCUAGACAAGCUGCCUCCCCCUCUGGCCCCGGCUGAAAAAGGAGGCAUCUGUGCAGGCAAGCCAGUGUCCCGCACUCACUCCAGCACCUGUCUUCCCUUUCCACCUCCUCCUUUACCUGUAGAUGGUCUAAAGGCAGCAGUUACCACAUUAUCACCCCACGCAGUUAUCCAUACCACACAUAGUGCAACCGAGUCACUACCCCUUGGCCUCACGUCAACCAACUUCUACUCUGCUCAUCAGCCCAUUAUUGGGUACAUUGCAGGUACAGGGCAGCCACAGCCGCUCAGCUACCACACCAGCCUUCCUCCACACCUGCUUAUCCCAGGAACUCAGCCUGUUAUUAUCCCUGUAAGUGGAGCAGAAGCUACUGCCACAUCUACAACACCGACGUUCGCUGCAGCACUGCCCCAUGCAUUUGUGACCUCAGCAGCCCCCAAAGGUGAGUCCUUUGAGACAUCAGCUUCCUACCCCCACCCGGCAGGUGCUGUGGUUCAGGCCCAAUUGCACUUGCCUAUCCUGCCAGCCUCUGCUAGCCUGCCAGCUACUCCACCUAUACCUUCCACACCUGCUUUACCACCCUACUUCACCAAGGGUUCUAUCAUUCAACUAGCUGAUGGGGAGCUGAAGCGCGUGGAGGACCUAAAGACAGAGGACUUCAUUCAGAGUGCUGAAAUCAGCAGUGAAUUGAAGAUUGACUCUAGUACUGUGGAGCGCAUCGACAGCAGCCAUACACCUAACUGUGCUAUAAUCCAAUUUGCGGUGGGAGAGCAUCGUUCACAGGUGAAUGUGGAGGUGUUGGUGGAGUACCCUUUCUUUGUCUUUGGUCAGGGCUGGUCGUCUUGCUGUCCAGACCGUACCACUCAGCUGCUGGAACUGCCUUGCGCCAGGCUAGCUGUGGGCGAUGUCUGCAUUUCCCUCACUCUCAAGAACUUGAAAAAUGGCUCACUGAAAAAGAGUCAGGGGCAGAUUUCAGAUGCUACCAGUCUUGGGCCACUUUUUAAACCACCUUUUAAAACACCCCCAGGAGGGACACGCAGGGCAGCACGGCACAUGGAGCAGGAGAAUGGACUGGCACAGUGUGGUAAGCAGGGAGGAGUGAGCUCCCAGGCAAGCAAAGAAAAUGGAGAACUAGGUUUUGGGGAGAAAGGAGCCUGUAGAAUUCCACUAUCUUCAGAGUCGGAAUCUAUCAGCAAACCCGCAGGCCGAAAGCGGAGAUGGUCGGCUCCAGAAGGUCGCAAAGUCGAGAAGCUUGAAGAGGAACCACCCUCAACUCUUCCUAGGCCUUCAUUUAUCCCUCAGGAGGUUAAAAUCAGCAUUGAAGGCAGAUCGAAUAUUGGCAAAUGAAAGCCAUUUUGGACUUGUUUGUCGUUUUGAAUCGAAUGAAAAAAUGACCCUCACAAUGUUCUUUUUUUUUUUUCCAGAAUAUUGUAUUUUAUAUCAUUUUAAAAUUGAUUUCUCUAAAUUUUUUUCUAUCCAGAUUACUGUACUGUAGGCUAAAUUAACUCAGCAUAUACGUAACCACCUUAUGAGUAGUGAUAAUAAUUGAAUAGGCGCAUUGAAUAUAUAUAACCAAUUAGUGCAAUUUAUUUUGGUUGGGUAAAUUUGGGGCAGUGAAUUUGUUGAAGGUGGGUUUAUGUAGGAAUUCUAAGCCCUCUUGGGUACAAAAUAUCUGAUAUUCUCAGCCUUACAUCUUUACAUCCUAUUAUGACAUAUAAGAUGAUUUAAAGUCACCCUAAACUUUAAAAAAAAAAAUAAUAAUAUGUUAAUUUAAUAUUUAAAAAAAAAAGUUUCACUGCACAGACUGGUGGUUUUGUUGCCUUUUAUAAGAACAGGGGUAAACCUGAGGCUAGUUUGAUUGUAUCAUAACAUAUAAGAGCCAGUCAUGUUCUAAUAUGCAAAUGAAGCCCAUGCAACACUUGUUUACCAGGGGAAGUGGAUGGUUAUGUGUAUGGUUGUGGUAUCUCCAAUUUGCAUAUUCAUAGAAGCUGAUUAUUUUGACGAGAGUCCUUCAAAGCAAGUUUUGGGUGACUUUAAUUGACGCCUACUGAAGCAGCACUAGGUGCUUGUGGUGCAUUAGUCCCAGCUCCAUCCAUGUAUGAGUUUAAAAAGGAGGUCGGCAUGGAUGACACUGCUCAGGGAGGCAGGACGGAAAUCACUCCUCCACCGUCUGCAGGAGUUUACAUAAUGUCAGCCAUCCUGCUCAAGCAGUCUCAUCUAAUGUUUAGACAUAGACGACAGACAAUCUGAAGUCCAUCACAAAUAAAAUUGAGGGUUCAUCCUGGGGAUUCAUCAGAGAUUGUAUGAUUUUUCCGAGGGAAAGAAGAGCAACCAAAUGCUAAGGUACAUGCCGACUGAGACAGAGAGAUCAAGAAAUGUCAUCAACAGUGCCAGUUGCUCCUUAGGAAAGAGAAAGCUAUACUAAUAGACCUGGAGAUAGAGGAGUUUGCUUUUAUAUAGUCACCUAGUUGAACCGUUUUAUUUUGUUGUUUUUUGUAGUUUUGCUUAUUUUUUUCUGUCUCUCUCUUUUUCUUUUUUUUUCUUUCUUUCUUUCUUUUUUUUUUUUUUUAAAUUUGCGAUGAAUGUGUAAACAUUGCAAUCAGGGGUCACUUUCAGUCAUGUAGACACAGAAUGGGUUUUUGUUUAUGUAUACGUUCGAGGAUGGGUGAUUUUUGAGCUAUAAGUUGAGCAAAAAAGACAUUUGCUUACUAUUUUUAUUUUAAUAAGAGCUUAUAAUUUGAGAGAAAGUGGAAGAAGGGAGGGACAGGUGAUCGAAGCACUUAACACACCUGUCACACUCACCAGCUGUUAGAUAGUUUAAUCAAUUUAGUUGUUUAUUAUUAUUAUUGUUAUUAUUAUUAUUAUUAUUAUUAUUAUACUUCUCAAAAUGAACACAGUACUGUACAGUAUGUUGUAUGUAAGUGAUGGUGGAAUGUAGCGCUCUAUGGACAAGUCAGUUCACCCUGAUCUGUGAAAAGAAUGAAUGUGAGAGGUGACAUGAGGUGGAACAGUAAGCAGAGAUACAGGAGAUAGCAUUUGUUCCCAGGAAGCACUUUUUCGUUUGGGUCUGUACGGCUCUGCCUCCUCAGUAAACGGCGAGCUAAAGGCCUAGACAGCAACAGUCGCGCUUUGAAUUGUUUCGUAGGCAGAGCUGGUGAAACAACUGCCAUUUUGGUGAUUAAAAGUGAGAUGUUUGAGUGUGAUUUCAGAAAGGUUUCAAAAGUCAUGAGAUUGUCCAAAUUAUGCCAUGAGGAGAAAGAAAGCGCAUGUGAGUGACUCUGGAUGCAGAAAUCUUCGUUAGGGUUCAAGGGUGUCCUAUAAAUAUGUUUGUGGAAGUGUGUGCAUGUAUGUACAUGUAUGCAUAAGUGUGCGCACACACACACACACACACACUCACACACACACCCAAACACACAUUCACUUUUCACUUAUAUUAAUGUGUUAUAUGUCUUUUUUGUACAUUAACAUGUAUAGAAAUGCAUAUACUGUAUCUUGCCUUAGUGCAAACAGAUAGUGUGUGUGUGUGUGUGUG
Molecule: messenger RNA, 9360 nt
Organism: Ictalurus furcatus (blue catfish)
Lineage: Eukaryota; Metazoa; Chordata; Actinopteri; Siluriformes; Ictaluridae
Gene: atxn1a
Product: ataxin 1a
Exons: 3
Coding region: 4881-7175 (764 amino acids)
Biological process (GO): nervous system development; negative regulation of transcription by RNA polymerase II
Cellular component (GO): nucleus
Molecular function (GO): RNA binding; protein binding
Source: RefSeq, a predicted model, not a curated record